AAUAAUAAAAAUAACCUGUAUUUGCAGUCUUGUACAAAAUAGUUCAAAAUGAGCUCUACCUCAACUAAUUUAAAUAGUAAAAUCCUUCUUUUACAUUAAAGCGUGAUACAUAAUAAUCCAGUGAUGUCAUAUGUAAUUGUCUUACCACAUUGAGUACUGUUACUUUUAAUACUUGCAGUAUAUUUUCUUGAUUCUACUUACAUAAUUUUACUUCAGUAACAUUUUAAGCAGAACUGUCACUUGAGUAUUUUCACAGCUUGCUCUUAGUACUUUUACUGGAGCACUGAUGUGAAUACUCCUGUGGACUUUUAUUUUGUAGUAGUGCUGUCAACCCCAGCUGUGCUCAUCUGCGCCUCCUCUGUCCUCUGAAGCUCAGUCUGUCUCUCUCCGGUCCACCGCUGCUGUUGUGUCCACAGCCACGACAUCGCCUGGACGUGUUCAUUCACUGAGUUACAUCUGAAUGGUUUAUUAAUUGAUCUCUUCGUCCCGCUCGGAAAUUAAGAGGCAGAACCGACCGAGGACUGACUCUCCUCCUCCUCCUCCUCCUCCUCCGGCUGACAGCGUUUUAACGAUCCGCACUUCUAGACUAGAAAAAUUUGUUUUUUUACAUGGCUGUCUCUAAGAGCACCGGCACUCUGAGGGAUCUUCAGCUGGCUCUGCAGCUGAAGAUCGAGGAGCUCAGACAGAGAGACGCUCUCAUCGACGAGCUGGAGCUGGAGCUGGACACUAAAGACGAUCUGAUCCGGCAGCUGCAGAUAGAACUGGACCGACACCGCAGCGCCUCGCAGCAGGCGGUCAGCUCCGGGGAGGCGGUGAACGCAGCGGUUCAGCCUCCUGCAGCACCUGAUGAGCCUCAGCGCACGAAGAGACAGGCCAUCUCCGCAGAGCCCACAGCGCUGGACCCCUCCCAGCUCACCGACGUUACACUCACCAGCUACAGCAAGAGCAAAGAGUCUAGUGAGCUGAUCCAGAGGGCUCUAAUGGACAACGACUUCAUGAAACACCUGGAACACGGGCAGAUUCUCACCAUCAUGGACUGUAUGCACCCCACCAGCUUAGCCAAGGGCUGCUGUGUCAUCCAGGAGGGAGACGACGGCUCCAUGGUCUACGUUCUGGAGGAGGGAAUGGUUGAGGUGACUAAACAAGGAAAGAAACUCUGCACCAUCGGUCAAGGAAAAGUGUUUGGGGAGCUGGCGAUCCUGUACAACUGCACUCGCACAGCAACUGUAACAGCCCUGACUGAUAUCAAGCUCUGGGCGAUCGACCGUCAGGGUUUCCAGACCAUCAUGAUGAGGACUGGUCUCAUCAAACUCUCCCAGUACACAGACUUCCUCCGCAGCGUUCCCUCGUUUCAGUCACUACCCGAGGACAUCCUCAGCAAACUGGCUGAUGUUUUGGAGGAGACUCAUUACAGCGACAGUGAUUACAUUAUCCGUCAGGGAGCUACCGGGGACACAUUCUUCAUCAUCAGUGAAGGACAGGUGAAAAUCUCUCAGCAGAACUCAGGCAGUGACGAGCAGGUGCCUGUGAAGACUCUGUCUAAAGGGGACUGGUUUGGAGAGCAGGCUCUGAAAGGAGAGGACGUUCGCACAGCCAGUGCCACCGCUGUGGGAGAUGUCACAUGCCUGGUCAUUGAUAGAGAGUCUUUCAAACAGCUGAUUGGAGGACUGGAUGAUGUCAACAACAAGCAGUAUGACAGCGAUGAGGUCAAGGCAAAGCUGCAGGCAGAGGCCGACUUCUUCUCCAGCGUGACGCUUAAUGAUAUCAAUAUAAUCUGCACUCUGGGGAUGGGAGGCUUCAGUCGAGUGGAACUGGUGCAGUUAAAGAAUGACACCACCCGAUCGUUUGCUCUCAAAGUGUUAAAGAAGCGCCACAUCCUGGACACCAGCCAGCAGGGCCACAUCCUGUCGGAGCGCCGCAUCAUGAUGGAGGCUCACAGCCCGUUCAUCAUCAGGUUGUACCGCACUUUCAGGGACUCCAAAUAUCUCUACAUGCUGUUGGAGGCUUGCCUCGGAGGAGAGCUGUGGACGCAGCUGCGAGACAGGGGCUCAUUUGAUGACAGCACCACUCGGUUUUACACUGGCUGUGUCAUCGAGGCGCUGGCUUUCCUGCACUCCAGAGGAAUCAUCUACAGAGACCUCAAACCUGAGAACAUCAUACUGGACAGCCGUGGAUACGCCAAGCUGGUGGACUUUGGCUUUGCUAAGAAGGUGGGUCUGGGGAAGAAGACGUGGACAUUUUGUGGGACUCCCGAGUACGUCGCCCCGGAGAUCAUCCUGAACAAAGGCCACGACAGUUCAGCUGACUGCUGGUCUCUGGGAAUACUGGUCUUUGAGCUGCUCAGUGGCAGUCCUCCAUUUUCCGGCUCUGAUCCCAUGAAGACCUACAACAUCAUCCUUAGAGGCAUCGACAUGAUCGAGUUCCCCAAGAAGAUCACCAAGAGUGCUGCCAACCUCAUCAAACGACUCUGCAGGGACAACCCUUCAGAGAGGCUGGGAAAUCAGAAGAAUGGAGUGAAAGACAUACAGAAACACAAGUGGUUUGAGGGCUUCAACUGGGACGGUCUCCGCCAGGGAACCAUAGACUCUCCGUUCACGCCCACGGUGGACGGACCGCUGGACAACAGCAACUUUGACUAUUUCCCAGAGGACACCGAAGACCCUCCUGUUGACGAAGAGUCUGGCUGGGACCUCGAGUUUUAGCAGGAGGUGAUCGCAGUCUUCGACUGAACAAAGAAAAUAGUGAAACCAGGAUUCUUCAGAAAGAGGGAGCGAAUCCACAACAGACGAGUUCAAGCUUUUUAUUUCUUACCAAAACAAAGAGAACAAAGAUGUGAAAAGCCAAAAACAAACACCAAGAACAAACAGACAAGUGAAUGAUCACAAUGACAGAGUAUUACAGACACUGUAAAAUCUAAAUAUUUAAUUGAAAGAGUAUUCAAAACAAGAACAAGUUGAACUAUUUCAAAAUAGUCAUAAUUUACAUUAAAAAAAAGUAUAAUAAGUAUUAAUAGUGAGUAUAAUAAUAUGUUGAAAAUAAUCAGAACUGAUUCAGAGUAAAGUCUUUGUGGAAAGAGUAAUAAAGUUAGAAUACAACAAGAAAAAUCUAAAUUAUGUAGAGAAUUGAGUCCCACUACUUUCAGACAUAUCUCAAGAAAAAGUGGGAAUAUUAACAAAAAGGUAAUAAUUUCAAAUAAAUUAUCAUUUUAGUAAUAUGUUAAGAAAAGUAAACAGAUUCCAGAUAAAGUCAAACUUCUUUGUUGAAGGAGAAAUAUGUUCAGAAUAAAGUUAGAAUUCAACAAGGACAGGUGGAAAUAUGUAGUGAAUUAAGUGCCACUGCAUUCAAAAAGAAGUUGUCAUAUCUCAAGGUUGAAGUUUUACUAAAAGAAAUUCUGAGAAACUGAAAUCUGUUUGAAAUAAGGUACUACCUUGAGAGAAAAAUAUAUUUUAUCUAAGGAAUAAAGUUGUAAUAUCUGCUAAAAAAAAACAUUUAGACAUUUAGAGAAUUGAUUCAGACCUUAUAGAUUCGAGGGAAAUAACUUGUUUUGGGGAUUAAGUACUUCUGUAUGUUCUAUUUAAACACUUCUUUUUCAGGCUCAUUAUUUUCAAACCAAGUAGAAUAAAACCUCUAUUUAUUUUAAAAUCUGACACAGAGUUAUGACGUUUAACAUUUUCUUCUUACUUCUUCUUCUUACUAGCUUUUAGGAUCCAUCUAUUCCAAAGACGAGCAGUUUAACUGUAGCUUUAAUUUGAAAGGCUGAAAUACAGUUUUCUCACAUGCUGUUGCUUCUUCUUCUGUCCCUGUUGAAAAUAUUAUGAUGCUUCUUACAGUAAUUUAUCAGGUCAGACAGAUUAUGUAUUUGCGAGAUUGCGGUCAAUCAAAGCUUUUCCUCAUAAUUUAUAUAUUCAUGUAUUGUGAUGUGAAUGAGGUGCCUUAAAGAAAUAACAACACAGAACCAUUUUCUCUCCUGAGUGAGACGAAAACGAUCAACAUCUUUUCAGAGCAUUAUGCUGCCUUCAGGUACAAGGUCUGCUGGGAUAUAAUCCGUCAAGGUUGAUUCGGUAUGAUCAGUAGACCCACAGGGGUAAAUAUGACGGGGACAGCUGGGCCUCUCUAAUCCCCAGGUGACUGAGAUGUGGCGUUUACGAGCAGAGAGAAGAAGAAUCUGGUCAGCGUUUGACAGGAAGGAGAUAUGUUCUAUACUUUCCAAUUAUAUUUUCAAUGUAACACUGUCGACACCUUUGCCUUCUGUCCCCAGUGAGUCACACUUUCCUUAAACUAAUGUGUCUGACAGUCCAUCCUCAAACUGUGAUCGUCUGAUCAUAAUUUAAAGGAAGAUUUCACCUGAAAAAUACAAAAAAAAAUCAUGUCGAUUGAAAAUCAGGAGACCUUUCGAUGUCCAACAAACAUUUCUGGGGCUUUACAGCAACAAAAAAAUGUUUGCUUUCAUUUCUUUUUUUAGCCUCACAACGCUGCGAAACAACUUGUUUGAGCCAUUCGGUAAAAUUGGGAAAGUCGAGGAGAGCUGCUGGAUUAAAUUAUUUUAUCGUUACUCAAGUUGGCCUUGCACUUACAAAGGAAAGGAACAGAAAGGAAAAGAGAGGUAGUAAGAGGAAAUGAAAGAAAGGAAAGGAAAGCUAGUAAGAGGAAAGGAAAGCAUUAAGUUAGUCAGCUCAGUCGGCGGUAAAUCUCUACAGGCCAAACAGAAGUUUGGGGUAUUUUCAUGUCCGGGAAGUCGAGCUGUUUUGGCUUCUAACCGUCACUGAGCAGCGUUCAUAAGACUAAACGCGGCUCCGCCUCCAACGCUGGGUCCAGAUUUAGUGUCGUUGUCUGCAACUGAGAGAAACGAGAACGUCUCAUUUCUCUUGUCACGUUACAUAUGAAACUCUCAAACACUAUAAAAGUGUCUCUCUUUUCAGAUUAUUGUGACUUUAUUUUAUCUCAGACAUUUCCCUAAUGUCCCAACAAAGAUUGAUCAGAAAUCACGGAUUAAAACCUCCAGCUGACUUUUGGAAAAAGGGAGAACAGGCUUGUUCAUAUUCUGUCUUGUGUGUUUUCUGGUUUGUGUUUCCUCUGUGUUUUUAUUGUUGUUGACAGUUAAACAAAAAGUAUUUUUGCACUGAAACCGCAGAAGACUCGAGCGCCAUCUCAGCUUUCCACUUUUAGACGAUUUCUCUGACUUGACUGUUUCCUUUUGCUUCCCACAGUCCUGCUUUUAUAGUCCGUCUCUCUGUGUUGUUCACUUCCGUUUGGAUGUGGUUUAAAUGUCUAUAUAUACUUUUGUGCGGUAUUUAAUUGGAAAACAUAGUCGGAAAAGUAACCCCACAGCGACAGUAACACGGCCUUGGAUGUGGUUUUAUGUAACUGACUUAACAUCGUGCUCAUGAGGAGAUUUUACUGUGUUUGGUUUUGAAUCAGGGAAAUCAUUAAAGCUUGAAUCAGCACGUACCUGUAGAUAAACGGAGUUAGCCAACUUUAUGUUUCCCCCCACAUGUCUCUGGUCUGGGGAGCUGAGUGAGUGCUGGAGGGGCAGUUAAUGAAAACUAAAGCGUGAGCACUGGGAGAUGUUUAUCAGCCCGUUGACCUCCGGGCUAACGAAGUCAGCGGAGUCAUGUGAGGUUCACUGGUUCCUGUGGUGAAGCGGGCCGUGAUGGAAACGCAGCCGCCGCCACUAACGACUUUCUCACUAUUCGCUGAUAACCGCCGCGAUGAUAAGACACACGGGUUUUUCCACAUUUCCCACAACAACACAGCUAGCUGGCUUUCAACCAAGUGGGGAGAACGUUAGCUCGACUGGCUAACACUAAAUCAUGAGACAUGAACAGCCAGCAGAGUCUUUGUUGAUCUAUAAUUAACUGGCUCAACUUGGAUAAAAACCUUCAGUUCUGAAAGGAAACAUUUUGGGAGACAUAUUCUAUAAUUGUUGACAGUUUUGUUAACUAAAAUCUCUGUAUAUCUGCUUCACGUGAUCAUGAAGUGUGUUAUAAACCAUGUAAUAAUAGUUUUUACGUGUACUUAUAUGAAUUUGAAACAAAUGUCUUUUUGUCAUCAUCGGUGUGUUCCUGCAAUUCUUCCUGUGUUUGUGUAUUUAUAAUAUUUUUAUUUAUGCAUUUAUUUUUUUAGAAAUUGAUGUAUGUAUGUUGUUUUUAAGUCUUUGAUGACAACAUGUUGGUGCUUAUUGUCAUCAGUUUGCAAAUCUGAUUGUAAUUCCCUUCAGGUGAUCAUAAUAAAUGAAGUUCACAU
This is a messenger RNA of Acanthopagrus latus (yellowfin seabream), 6243 nucleotides long. Its product is annotated as cGMP-dependent protein kinase 1-like. Bases 609 to 2702 code for a protein of 697 amino acids. The record is from RefSeq and is a predicted model, not a curated record. NCBI's taxonomy places the organism in Eukaryota, Metazoa, Chordata, Actinopteri, Spariformes, Sparidae. Gene Ontology annotation, biological process: protein phosphorylation. The transcript is spliced from 21 exons. Gene Ontology annotation, molecular function: ATP binding; cGMP-dependent protein kinase activity.